This is a messenger RNA of Penaeus indicus, 1051 nucleotides long. RefSeq names its product keratinocyte proline-rich protein-like. NCBI's taxonomy places the organism in Eukaryota, Metazoa, Arthropoda, Malacostraca, Decapoda, Penaeidae. Bases 38 to 829 code for a protein of 263 amino acids. The record is from RefSeq and is a predicted model, not a curated record. The transcript is spliced from 2 exons.
CAGAAGAAGCGGUCUUGGUCAGCAGAAGAGGGCAGACAUGAAGGGUUUUUUUCCGCCGUGGCCUUGGUCGCCGUGCUCUGCGUCGCUCACCCUUCGAGCUGAGCAGGGAGUGCUGCGUCCUCUGCCGCGCCCUGGCUAUGGGGGAGUGCAGACCUUGCCGGCUCCUUUGCCUGCCGAUCUGAGGUCCUCGCAAACCAGGCCUUAUGGUCGCCCUGACGUUCCCUCCUUCCAGCGACCUCAGAUCCAGCCCCAACACCCGUCCUCAUUCAAACAGACCAAACCCCUGCCUCGCCCUGUCACCCUGCCUGCCAAACUCCCCCAGGACCUCAAGCAGACGAGACCCGUCGUUCGCCCUCAGGCUCUGCCAGUAGUGCUCCCUGCCGGCCUUAGCUCACCGGGGAAGCAAACGAAACCCCUGCCUCGCCCUGUCACCCUGCCAGCCAAAUUACCCCAGGACCUCAAGCAAACAAGACCCGUCGUUCGCCCUCAGGCUCAGGCCCUGCCAGUAGUGCUCCCUGCCGGCAUUAGCUCACCGGGGAAGCAAACGAAACCCCUGCCUCGCCCUGUCACCCUCCCUGCAAGACUCCCAGAGGGCCACAGGCAGACGAGACCCGUUGCUCGUCCCUCUUACCACAGACCCCAAGUCCUACCAGCUUAUCCUUCAGGAGGAAGACAGACCCUUCCCGCUACACUUCCCGAGGACCUGCGCGGACCGAGCAAGCAGACAAGACCUGUAAUCCGACAUACAUCUGGAACGUGUCGAAACUGCGUCCAGCUGUCCUACGCCCGCCGCGACUUGUGCUGCAGGCGCCUGAACGCCUGCUGCUGAGGACACCCGCAGCCAAGGUCUCUGCACUCACGAGGACCUUUCCCACGACGAUCACCACAUGCAGAUCUCUUGACCAAUUUGAAUAUUGAGAUUGUUAUGCAAGUGAUCAUUAUUGUCAGAUCUCUUGACUCCGAUUUGAAUGUUCAGUCUGUAAUGCAAGUGAUCAUUAUUAUCAGAUUUGGAAAUAAAGAUGGUCAAAAUUCUUAAGAAAGGAAAAAUUAA